AAGAAGCGUCAGAUCCUGUGAUCUUUCCACCGAAAAAACAGUGUGGCUCGAGGUAGAGUGGGACCCAAUGUUGCUCAACCCAAGGAGUGGACCUCACACUCUUCACCCAAAUACCAGCUGGGUUUCUUCAUAUUCUCUCCUCAUCAUUGAUUCCUUCUUUGAUGGCUGAGAUCCGUUUCUAUAACAGGACCUGUUGAUCUUCUUGUUUUGCUUUUGUGGAGAUAGAGACCUUAUAUGGAUUGCACAAGUAACAUAUAUCUAUCUGUGAGAUCUGCCCACUUUGCUUGAGUUUCACUGGGAUAAGUCGGGGAAUGAUAAGAAGAGAUGGGGAGGAAAGGAAACUGGUUUAGCUCUGUAAAGAAAGCUCUCAGCCCAGAUUCCAAGGAAUCAAAUAAGUCCAAGAAGAAAUGGUUUGGCAAGCAAAAACAUUCAAAUACUGAUUCAUCAUCAGUAGAAGCAAUAGCCGCUCCUGCUCCUCCUUCUCCUCCUGCUCCAACACUAUCUCCUCAUCAUACGUUCCCCCAUAUAGUAGAGAUAGCAUCAAGUGACUAUGCUGAUUUCACCAGUGCUACUGUUGUUGCUCCCCUGGCAGCAGCAGAGGUUGUUCAAGUCAAUGCAGUCCCUCGAUUUGCAGGCAAAUCAAGGGAAGAAGUGGCUGCUAUCAAGAUACAAACAGCAUUUCGAGGAUACCUGGCUAGAAGGGCAUUACGGGCACUAAGAGGGUUGGUCAGGCUCAGAUCAUUGAUGGAGGGGCCUGCUGUUAAACGACAAGCCACAAGUGCCCUCCGAUGCAUGCAGACUCUGUCUCGUGUGCAGUCUCAGAUUUGUUCAAGGAGAAUCAGAAUGUCAGAAGAGAACCAGGCUCUCCAGAAACAACUCCUACAGAAACAUGCAAAGGAGCUUGAGAAUUUGCGGAUGGGAGAGCAAUGGGAUGACAGCUUACAAUCAAAGGAACAAAUUGAAGCUAGCUUACUGAGCAAGUAUGAAGCAGCUAUGAGAAGAGAAAGAGCAAUGGCUUAUGCUUUCUCCCAUCAGAAAACAUUGAAGAAUUCCUCGAGACCUACAAACCUGAUGUUUAUGGAUCCAAGAAAUCCCACCUGGGGUUGGAGCUGGUUGGAAAGGUUCAUGGCAGCACGACCUUGGGAGAGCUGUAGCAUGUCAGAGAAAGAGCUCAAUAAUGACCACUCAUCCGUAAAGAGUGCAAGCCGCAGCGUGGUUGGAGGAGAAAUAUGCAAAUCUUAUGCUCGCUACCAACUCAACUCUGAGAUGCCUUCCCCCACGGCCAGUCAAAAACCAAGCCAAACUAUAAACUCUCUGUCCCUCGCAACUCCUUCAAGGCCAGCUGCUCCCUCCGUUGCUCGAAAAUUGAAGCCACCAAGCCCACGGGGCGGUGCUUGUGCUCCAGAGGACGACUCUAAAAGCAUGUCCAGUGUACAGUCAAAUCAAUAUAGGAGGCACAGCAUUGCAGCUUCAUCAGUGCGCGAUGAUGAGAGUUUGGAAAGCUCUCCUUCAGUCCCAAGUUACAUGGUACCCACACAGUCUGCAAAAGCCAAGUCCAGAUUGCAAAGCCCCUUAGGGGCAGAGAAGAAUGGGAUACCAGGAAAAGAAAAUGAAUCAUUGGGGUCUGCAAAGAAACGUCUUUCUUAUCCACCCUCACCGGCAAAGCCCAGGCGGCUUUCUGCUCCCUCGAAGAUGGAAAGUCUCUCAAAUAACGGCAAUUGAAUAUAUGAUUCAAGUGGAAUGAAUGUAAGCCUUUGGAUAUUUCCAGAAGAACCAAGCAUUCUGCCACUUAAAAUUCUGAAUCUUCGUCUGGUUUGAAUGCUCGGAAAGUGCUGGUUGGGUUGAGAUUGGUGCCCUGAGCAGUUGAGCUUGUCCUAGCAGCAUUGCUUACGCUGUCUUCUUAGUCAUUCUCAUUUAUAUGAUCUCUUAUGUUUCUUUCCUUUUGUUUUGGAGAAAAUAAUCUUCACUUUACCUUAAUUUUUUGAUUCGUUUGGUACAUUUGUAGCAAUGUUGAUUUAUUAUAUGGUGUUUAAUUGGUACUAUGUAAUUUCCUCUCCUUGAUAAGAGAAUUUCUUGGUUGGAUGUUCA
This is a messenger RNA of Tripterygium wilfordii, 2088 nucleotides long. RefSeq names its product protein IQ-DOMAIN 1-like. The record is from RefSeq and is a predicted model, not a curated record. The transcript is spliced from 6 exons. Gene Ontology annotation, molecular function: protein binding. Bases 325 to 1722 code for a protein of 465 amino acids. NCBI's taxonomy places the organism in Eukaryota, Viridiplantae, Streptophyta, Magnoliopsida, Celastrales, Celastraceae.